AUGUGGAUGAUCAAUGCGAGGCCAACAAUCUCCCCCGAAGAGCCCAGAUCGCUUCCUACCAGCGGGUUUCAUACUGUCGACCCCGACCGACUGGUUGAAGAGGAGGAGCUGCCUGACUACAAGGCUGAUCGGUUCUAUCCUGUUCACUUGGGGGAGAUCUUUGAAGAGCGGUAUCAAGUACUAGGGAAACUGGGAUUUGGCUCUUCAUCGACCGUCUGGCUAGCUCGAGAUCUCAAGGACCACCAGUAUGUCACACUGAAAGUUUAUGUGCAUACAUCUGCGGUUCACCGCGAGCUCCCAGUUUAUCAGCAUAUCUCACCCUAUAUAAAAUCUGCUACGUCCCAUCGUGGACGCCAUAAUAUCCGGCAACUUCUUAACUCCUUUACGAUAAACGGACCAGACGGUAAGCAUAUCGUUCUUGUCUUUCAAGCCGCUCAGAUGAGUCUACGCGAUAUGAAGGUAGUAUUCUUCCCCAACGGGUUUGACGAAAGGUUUGUCAAGGGUGCUAUUAUUGAGCUUCUCCAAGCGUUGGAUUUCUUGCACAGCUAUGGAAAAGUUGUCCAUACCGAUGUACACUCCGGAAACAUGCUCCUGGGGUUAUAUGACAGCAGCCUACUCCGAAUCCUCGAAGACGCGGAAUUGAAAGCUCCUGUAGCCCGAAAAUUGAUUUCACACUCCCGGACAAUCUAUCUCUCACGACUGUCCAAGCCAAAGGAGGGUCCAAUGCUAUUGUCGGACUUCGGUGAGACCAGGAUUGGUCCUGGGCCCCAUCCUGGCGAUAUCAUGCCGCUGGAGUAUCGCGCCCCUGAAACACUGCUUUACGUGACAUGGAGCUAUCCUGUUGAUAUAUGGAGUGUUGGCCUUACGGGGCUGAAUUUUGGAAUGACAAAUGGAGAAUGGCUGAGUCCCGUACCUAUUCCAGAGGGGCGCACCCUCGAGUCUCUCGAGACCCGUCUGGAGGACAAGGAGGGCUUCCUGCGGUUUAUCCGGCGAGCUCUGACUUGGAUGCCUGAACAGAGGGCAACGGCCAGGGAACUUCUCCAGGAUCCAUGGUUGCUGGGGAAGACGACCCAGGGGUUGGGUCUCAGCCAGUCGCCUGUCUCUACUGGCUCGCUGUUUGGCCAGAGCACCGCUGAACAGCCUGCCCAAGCUCAAGCUCAAGCUCAAGCUCCGUCUCUCUUUGCGCCCAAGUCAAAUGCUACUGGCAGUCUACAGCCUCCCUCCGGUUUGAGCAUUUUCGGCCAGACUUCUUCUGCUCAGACUGGCCAGACACCCGGGACAACCACCGUGCCGCCACCUUCCCAGCCAGCCUACUUCAGCAGUCUGCUAGAGAAGGGCAAGAAACGGCCCCUCUCGAGCUUCCAAAAUGUCUCUUCUGUUGAGCUGCCCAGCCUUCAACUUGGCUUAGAUGACAUCAGGAAGUCUGCCCGUGGCUUGGGCGCCUCCGGCCCUCGCAACGCCGCCAAUAAGCCCGUCGUUACGGAGCAUAGAAUACUCUCCUCCCUCACUGCAUCUGGCAUCUCCCCCGGACAAGUACUCCAUGAUCUACACGCCUUUGACACCCAGACGGAUGCCAACAACGCCGCCCUUCAAGGCGUUGAUUCUAGACCAAUGCGAGAAAAGAUAGGCCAUUUUGGCCUAAAAGUCCAGAAACUAAAUGAAAUGAGGAUUCAGGAGAGAACAUUCCCUGUCUUGCGCGAGUUUGCUGAAGCUCAAAAGGUUGCGGAUACUGACGUUCCAAAGCAACUGCUUGAAGCGUACCAUGCCCUGAUCAGUAUUACAAAUGAGCCCGCUAGCUCCGUAGGUUAUUUUGAACCUGGUGCCCUGCGGCCCCGUCAAUUUGCCAAGGACUACGGAGAGGACAGCCCCGGGUCUGUUGACGCGCUGAAGAUGAGAAGGCAGAUCAUUGCGGGAUCUAGAAAACAUCUCGAGCGUACUUUCUACAAAGAGCUUGAAGAAGCCAUUGCGAGAAACCCCAGAGAGGCGCAGCUGGGCGGUGUUCCCACUAUCAUCAAUAAGAUUCGGGCAUACAUCAGACUCCGGGCCGCAAGAAAAGACCUGGCUCCCGAUGGAACAGAGCUACAGAUGGUGAAUGAUGACUACUGCUGGAUUCUCAUCUUUUACCUCUUACGAUGUGGGUUCAUCGAAGAAGCUGCCGAGUAUGUUAGUCGUGAUCAGGGUUUUCGAUCGAUGGACUAUAAAUUUGUCACCUACAUGACCACAUAUGCUCAACAUAGGAGACUGCCCCGUGAUCUGCAACAGAAGAUUGGCGCCGAAUACCAGCAACGCCUACGAAACGCACCCGAAAACACCAUUGACCCUUAUCGAAUGGCCUGUUACAAAAUUAUCGGACGAUGCGACCUCACCCACCGUCGACUCGAUGGGCUGGGCCAGGGAGUCGAAGAUUGGAUGUGGCUGCAGUUUGCUCUGGCACGAGAGGACACCCGGGCCGAGGAGGUCGCGGGUGAUAUCUUUGGUCUAGAAGAUAUAAAGAAAGACAUUGUUGAAAUUGGUCAAAGAGUGUUCCCAAAGGGACAGGAAACUCCUGGAGCGUAUGGCAUUUACUUCUUGCUCCAGAUUUUGGGUGGGAUGUUUGAACAGGCCAUUGCAUACCUCGGUUCCUACGCACCGAUAGACGCAGUUCAUUUUGCUAUUGCUCUCGACUACUAUGGUCUGCUCCGCAUAAAUUUUGCGGCUCUCAUCAUGCAAUAUACUAGGGAAUUCCGACUAGGAAAUGUCGAGGCCGCAAUCGACUAUUUUACCCUCAUUUGCCUUAAUACUGACAUUCCUGGUGAAUUGGGGAAAUCUCAGGCUACCGUGUGCCAUGAGGCGUUACGCGAGUUCAUCCUCGAGACGCGCGACUUUGCCAAAUUGUUGGGGGAUAUCAGAUCAGAUGGAACAAGGAUCAAGGGCGUGAUUGAACAACGGUUAAAAUUAAUCAACCUUGACGACCAAGAGGAAUUUCUCAAGGCUGUUACCGUCCAGGCUGCCGCCGUUGCAGAUGAUAAAGGACUUACUGCGGACGCCGUCCUGCUCUAUCAUCUGGCCGAGGAAUACGAUAACGUUGUCACGAUCCUCAACCGCAUUUUAUCCGAUGCUGUUGCAGUUCCUCUUGGGGAGGCUGCCAUUAAAAUUGAACCUGUUAAACCGCGCACUGGGGCCCAGCAUCAACCACCGGAGAGCGCGCAUGCUGAACCAGGAAGCAGCCUCAGUCUAACAUCUGUGGAUGAUCCUGUUGUCCUGGCUAAGAAUAUGAUUAGUCUGUACAACACCAAUGCUCUAUAUUAUCAGAAGAUACACCCCAUCAACCGCGAGGCUUGUGGGCUGCUGCUUCGAAUGAUGGAAACAAAGGCAAAGGUUGAAGCCGGUCAAUGGGCGCCAGCUUUGGAUGAUAUCAAUAACCUUCAAAUCCUCCCACUUACUGCCCAAGGGUCAGUCAACUACGUCCGCAGUGCGGUCCAGGCGUUUACUUCUCUACCUCCUGUCAUUGCUCGAAAUGCUGGAAAUCUAAUAAUGUGGAGUAUAACGUGCAUCAGCCGCGAACGUGAAAGGAUGUACUCUGGUGUCUACGAGAACGAUAUGCGUCAGACCCUGGUUCAGGAGCUUGUGGUCAUGGCGAAGGAUCUGAUGGUGUUUUCAGGAAUGAUCAAAUAUAAACUUCCGCCUAGGGUCUACGAGACAUUAGCUAAGGCUGCAGGGGAUAUUGGACUUAACCUAUAG
Messenger RNA from Microsporum canis CBS 113480, 3720 nucleotides. RefSeq names its product protein kinase domain-containing protein. The record is from RefSeq and is a predicted model, not a curated record. The transcript has 13 exons. NCBI's taxonomy places the organism in Eukaryota, Fungi, Ascomycota, Eurotiomycetes, Onygenales, Arthrodermataceae. Gene Ontology annotation, biological process: protein phosphorylation; poly(A)+ mRNA export from nucleus; protein import into nucleus. Bases 1 to 3720 code for a protein of 1239 amino acids. Gene Ontology annotation, cellular component: nuclear pore. Gene Ontology annotation, molecular function: ATP binding; structural constituent of nuclear pore; protein kinase activity.